This is a messenger RNA of Cryptomeria japonica (Japanese cedar), 981 nucleotides long. RefSeq names its product peroxidase 51-like. The transcript is spliced from 5 exons. Gene Ontology annotation, biological process: hydrogen peroxide catabolic process; response to oxidative stress. The record is from RefSeq and is a predicted model, not a curated record. NCBI's taxonomy places the organism in Eukaryota, Viridiplantae, Streptophyta, Pinopsida, Cupressales, Cupressaceae. Gene Ontology annotation, molecular function: peroxidase activity; heme binding. Bases 1 to 981 code for a protein of 326 amino acids.
AUGGUGAUGAUACAACAAUUGAAUUUACUGCUUAUUCUUUUAUAUGUGCUUCUAGGGCUCUGUUUUGGCAAUGGCAGAAUCAAUCCCUCUCAGAAUUUUUAUAAUUCAACAUGCCCCAAUUUGGAAUCUACAGUUAAACAAGCAGUUGAUAGUAAAUUUCAGCAGACAUUUGUUACUGCCUCUGCCACUAUCAGGCUGUUUUUUCAUGACUGUUUUGUUGAGGGAUGUGAUGGCUCAAUUCUGAUUGCAUCCAGUGGGAACAAUACAGCAGAGAAAGAUGCUUCAGAUAACUUAUCCUUGGCUGGGGACGGAUUUGAUACUGUGGUUAAGGCUAAGCAAGCUGUGGAGGCAAUUUGUCCAAACAUAGUGUCCUGUGCUGACAUCCUUGCUCUCGCCACCAGAGAUGUUAUUGGGCUGACUGGAGGUCCCUCUUAUAGUGUAGAACUGGGUCGUAGAGAUGGGUUAGUUUCUAUGGCUUCUAGAGUGCCUGGCAAUCUGCCAAAGGCAGAUUUCAAUCUUGACCAGCUGAAUACCAUGUUUGCUACAAACAGCCUGUCUCAAAUAGACAUGGUUGCUCUUUCAGGUGCCCAUACAGUGGGAUUUUCUCACUGCAAUCAAUUUGCAAACAGAACAUACAGUAAUCCAAUAGAUCCUACUCUUAAUGCUUCAUAUGCUACCCAGCUGCAACAAAUGUGUCCCCAGAAUGUGGAUCCUAGUGUUGCCAUAAACAUGGAUCCCAUAACUCCAAGGAUAUUUGAUAAUGUUUACUACCAAAAUCUACUAUCUGGGAAAGGACUGUUCACAUCAGAUGAAGUUCUUUUCACCGAUUCUCGUUCAACAAGUACAGUAAAUAGUUUUGCAUCUAACACAAGCAUCUUUGAAUCUGCUUUUAUCACUGCCAUUACAAAACUUGGAAGAGUGAAAGUGAAAACAGGGAAUAAUGGAGAGAUUAGAAGAGAUUGCAGUGCAUUCAAUCAGUGA